AGCACCGCCAAUCGAUUUUCCUCCACAACCUUGGGCCGCAGGGUUCAUGCAACCACACGAGCAACUCAGUUGCUCGGGCUGCGGGGCGUGUCUCCCUUGGUAGGAACUAUAAUAGCUCUUCGUGGAUUUAUGCGCUCUGUCCCUCGACAGUAAUCGCCUCUAGGAUAAUCCGUCAGCUUGUCGCAGCUUGUCCGCUACGUCUCGUCCGUUAAAUGUCUAAAAAUCGCUGUCCGUGAAUGUAAAGCUCCCGAGCUGGGGCUCACCAGAGCAAGCAAGGUCACAACGGUAGUGACAAUAAUCUGCCGUAUGACAUCAUCAGACGUUACAACACCCUCUUUGGUAAAUCACGUUUACCGGAAAAACGUGAGUCGCGACGACAGGUUCCUUCUAGCCAUCUUUGCCUUAGAACGGGGGCCGCUCGGCGCGCGAAGUAUAGGAUACUCCCCCGCCGCUUUCUUCUUACCCCGCCAGGGAUUUCCUCACGGCACUCGCGGCGCAACAUCAGACACGCGGCGAAGCAAACAAGCUCGGUGCGAGGCUUAUAACCUAGUAGAUGCUGCUGUUACUACUAAGUAGUAGUACUACUACUGCCGCCGUGACAUAUCUUCACCCGCCGCUUCCGGCGUCUCAUAGUCUCCAGCUGCCUCGACCGUCGCUUUGCGCUGCCCGCAUCACCACUAAUACUUCCCCGUCGUUAGUUUCCCGCCAACUACCUUCUUGAGACAAUCACCUCUACGCCGUCUUCUAAUAGUACUACUAUUACUACUAGUAGCGGAACUCCCGCCGCCGUGCGCAUUGCCUGUUAAAGCUAGCAAUCGCGCCGCACUCGAAUGCUCAACACGUGGCGGGAGCGAGCGAGCGACGUGCUGACCAUGCCGCCGCGCCACCCGCGGUGGAACCGACAGGCCGUGCGACGGCAGCCGAGAGAAGAAUCGCUAUGGCCGCAUGCUGCUGCUGCUGCUGCUUCUGCGGCUGCAGCCACUAGUAGGAAUGGCGCUUCUGUCGCUACUGCGUCUACAGCAAGUUGCGCGGCAUCCGCCGGUCCAUCCUGUGCGGCGGAAGCGCAAGCACCGCGCAAGAUGCCCGCGCAUUCUCCGUCGCCAUACGACGACUCGUCCGAAGCACCAGCGCCCGCCAGCAGCAUGACGACGGCCGCCGAAGCGCACCCACCAGUAGUAGCAGUAGUAGCGCUAGCGGCGGCGGCGGCGGCGGCGCCGGAUGACUCGCGGGGUCGCCGGCUCCUCGUCGGGGGGAAACAACAGCCAUCGCGCGGCGAGGAUCUCGGCGAGAAUCGCGGCUGCGGCUGCGGCAGCGGCAGCGGCUGCGCUAGCACGGCGUCGACGCGACCUGGUAGUAGUGGUAGCCCGCGUAAGGCGGAUGGGAAAGCGCAUGAGUGGCGGCAAUCGUCCACGUCAGCCUGGCACGCCGCAAAAUUCACUACGUCCACGUCAUCCGUUGCCGCGAAGGGGGGUGGUGACGUGGCGGGCCUGGUUACCCCGCGGGGAGCGACAAACGUCGCCGGCAGGGGGUCGCAAGUGGAAGUACCCCCCGCCAUGAGCUCUUCCGCCUUUUCGGCCUGUCUGCUGCGCUCGUCCUUCGCCUAUUACAGCGCGCCCUUUUCAAGCACGCCGGCCAUGUCCCCAGGGGUGAACCAUGAAGGGGCUUCAGACAAAGGCAUGGCAGGCAGCAACAGCAUGUAUGGUACGGAGGAGGAGCAGUCCCUGGAAGAGCGGGGCGAGGAAGACGAGGACGGGCAGGACAGAGCAGAGGGGAAGCAGAGGAGAGGGGUGGCAUAUAACAGUGGACGGCCUAGGGACGGGGCACUGGAGGUGGUGGGAGCAGCGCAGGUGCACGCAGGGAGGGGAGCGGGAGUUUGGAUACAGCGGGAGAGAGGGGGUGGGAUGUGUGAGGAGAAGGAGAGGGAGAUUGUUGGUUUCCAGGAGGGUGAGCGGGAGAGCACCUACGUUGCCCUGGCCCGAUGGGAGGAAGGUGUUCAGGGACGGGCUGGGGAGGCUGGGCGAAGGGUGGUGAGCAGCGCCAACACACCUACCUGCCCGGCUGCCUCUGUCGUUUUGUCUGUAGCAGAUGGAACGAUGGGCCACGAGGGGCGGCCGCAAGGGGGGGAGAAGGAGUGGGGUGGUUUGGAAGAGAGUGUGGGGAGGGAGGAGGCGGUUGCGGGUACGUGCCAGGGCCGGAUGGCAGGGGUUCAUGCUCUUGAUUCUGCUGCUGCUGCUGCGGCGGCUGCUGUUGCUGUUGCUGGUGGUGCUGCUGCUGCUGCUGCUGGUUCUGCUGCUGGUGCUAGUGCUGCUGCUGCUGCUGCUGGUGUUGGAUUCCCUGGGGGAGGCAAAGGCACAUGGGUGGCUACGCUUGAUAGGUUUGAUGUUGAUGGCGAGGGGGAGGGCGCUGCUGAUGGAAAUGGGGAUAACGAAGGGGAGGAAGGGGAGGAUGGGGAUGCGGAUGGCCUGUUAGAGCUGCUCGUCUUAGAUGCAGCCGUAGACGCUCUCAUAGCUGACACUGACGCGCCACACUCUCACUUCCCUCACAGCACCAACCAUGUCGCCACCCCCUCUGCACUGUGCGCCAUUCUGUCUCCUCCCCCUCCCCCUCCCUCUCUGCCGUGUCCUCUUACUGAUGCUGCUUCUGCUGCUGCUGCUGCUCCUGCCGCUGCCUACCCCCAUGGCUCUACCUCGUAUGCUGCUGUGGCUGUACCUACAGCUUUUGAGGCGCAUCCGAGGCUCAGGGGUAACCAUUUCCUCCCUGCUUCUGCUGCUGCUGCUGCUGCUGCUGCUGAUGCUUGUGAAGCUGCUGUGUCCGAUGCUGGUUUCAGUGCUGCUGGUGGCUUCUGUGCUGGAACACGUCCACGUGGUGGAUGCAGUGCGUUGGGUGGUAUUGACGUGUGCAGCAGUGGGACCAAGGGGGCCCAAUGCACUGGCCUCACAGAUACCGACACUACCGCAACCUUUACUCUCCCUCUCUUCACUCCCAUCCUCGCCGCUCCUCCUCUUUUUGCCACUCCAUUAACCGAUCAUUGCCAUCCCUUCACUCCACACCUCAACUCUGGGCCAGGCUCGAUACCUUCAGCGCUCUCGCCCCUCUCUGUGCAGACACAGGCUGCUUAUAACGGGACAGGGGUUGCUUAUAGCGAGUCGUGGUUUCCCAGCAGGGAGCUAAGCAGCGGCAGCAACAAUGGCAGCGACAAUAGCAGCAGCAACGGCAGCGACUCAGAGGUUGCAGGAGCGAGCAGGUGGAUUAACAGUGGCAAUAUGAGCGGCAGCUUUAACAGCAGCGGGUAUGGCAUUGGAGGACGAAGCAGCGUGAGCAGUGACGACAGCACGUGCAGCGAUGGCAGCAGCAGCAGCUCCCAUGUGUCUCCCGCUCCUCCCGUGCCGGCCCCCAUACCUGCUUCCAUGCCUGCUUUCCCCCCGUACCCGCACCAAGCCACGCCGUUCCCCCAUGCCGUGUCAUCCAGCCAGCCGUCCCUGGCGUGCGGUGUGCAUGAGGUGAAGGCGCAUGUGAUGUCGUCAUGGCUCAUGGACGGCAGUGGGGACAGCUUCACUGGGCGCAUGCCUGCGCCAGCGGAUCCGACAGCGGAGCUAUGGUCGGGACUGGCUCUCGGCUUUUCUGCUGCCGGUGGUGCUGAUGCUGGUGGUGUUGCUGCUGCUACUGCUGCUGCUGCCGCUGCGGAUUUAAGUGUUGAUGGUGCUGAUGGUGGUGUUGCCCCUGGUGGUGUUGCUGCUGGCGAUGAGCAUGCGCUGAGCAGAGGACUUGAAUGGGCAGGGAUCAGCAUGAGUCAGUUGCCACAUCCCAUUCCCAUGCCCUUACUACAUGCACAUGCACAUCCACAUGCACAUGCACACCCGAUAAGCGCGGGUGCUGCAUCGGAUGAAUGGCAUGGUUCGUGCACAUCUAUGGCUCCCACCACGUGCUCGCCUUGUGCUGAACCACCACAGCCACUGUGCGUGAGCAGUCAACCAGAAGCACAAGUGCAGCCAUUAUCAGGUAGCCCAGCAUUAGCUCAUCUUGUGACGCUUCAACCGCCAACUGAGGGACGAGCAGCACCACCAACAAUGCCCACAGACUCGCUUUUCCCAGUGGGUGUCUCUCCGUCCUACUCCCCAUCCUCUUCCACCUCCUCCUCCUUCCCCCCCUUGUCCCCCACGUCAACCUUCUCAUCAUCUAAAGCAGCCACGGCGGCUAUGGCAUCCGUGCUGCCUCUUUCCAGCGCCCCACACUCCACGUCUGCACCAGAUGAUGCGUUGAGGGCACCCCCAGCAGCAUCAGCAGCAUCAUCAUCAUCAUCAUCAUCAUCAUCAUCAUCAUCAGCAGCAGCAGCAGCAGCAGCAGCAGCGGCAGAAGCAGCGCCGGCAGCAGCAGCAGCGCCGUACUGUGUUUCGCUCAACUUGAGGGGCCUCCCACUGCGCCCAGAGAGGCCUGAUUGCUCAUUUUACCUCAAGUGUGGAAACUGUCGCUUUGGCACAGCCUGCAAGUUCAACCACCCGCACAUGCCUCGACACCACCGGGCCUUCCUCCCUCCCCGCUUAGCCACAAGGCUAGCGUUCACAGCACCAGCGCCAUCCAUUGCCACGUCAGCAGCAUGCGCCACAGUGGAAUUGGAGGGCAGCAGCAGCGAGGGCAGAACGUUGACGGCUCGUGGGGAUGCUGCAGCUGCUGCUGCGUCUGCUUGCCUUCCAAAUGCAUUGUUUUCCAAGCCACCACAGCAGCAGCAGCCGCAGCAGCGGCAGAACCGGCGGCAGGGGGAGGGCCAGUGGGAGGAGUGGGAGGAGCAGUUAUCGGAGGCGUGGCUGCUGCCUGCGGGGCCUCGCCUGCGACUGUACCACCACCAGAAGCACCCGGAGAGGCCGGGCCUGCCCGACUGUGCUCACUAUGUCAGGACCGGCAAUUGCAGGUUCGGCAACGAGUGCCGGUAUAACCACCCAAAGCUGCGGCUCGAUGUAUCUGCUGCACGCGGCUGAAUCAAGCCUGCAACAAGCGGCAGGCGCCUGCCUUUCGCCAAGUCGCCCGAACCAGAAAAAUGGGUCCGGUUGUUGCAGAAUUGAAGUUGCUCUCAGGGCCAUAUGAUAUCCUUACACGGUGUCACUUUCUUAUGUGAUAAAACCCUUCAGGGGUGAAAACCAUAGUACUGCUGAAAUAGAGGAGGGAAAGGGGGCAGGGGGAUUGUCAAUGUAGUUAAGAAACUAUUUACAACUGUUCUAAUGUACAUCAAAGGAGUCACACAGUAAGGAAAUGGUAUUUCCUUAUCACAGGUUUUA
Molecule: messenger RNA, 5270 nt
Organism: Closterium sp. NIES-67
Lineage: Eukaryota; Viridiplantae; Streptophyta; Zygnematophyceae; Desmidiales; Closteriaceae
Source: the annotation of a GenBank genome assembly